CGGCAACGCCGGAUCGUUAACCCACUGAGCAAGGGCAGGGACCGAACCCGCAACCUCAUGGUUCCUAGUCGGAUUCGUUAACCACUGCGCCACGACGGGAACUCCCCUGUUAUCUUUCUAAUGUAACAUGUAAGUAUGGGGGCAGACUCCUCCCCUCAAUGUGCAGUUUGCUUUAAGUUUGGUCCUCUGGGGACAUUUUCUCGUUGUUUCUGGUGUCCUUGUGUCUGUGAGGCGUGCUCUGAAGGUAUACUUCACAGGCUCCUGAGACCCUGAAGACUCCGAGCAGUAGGGAGGCAGUCCGUAGCCAAGCUCCAUUUGGUCCCUAGAUUUCAUAUGGGCUCUGCAGGGAAGCAGCAGUACCACUUUGCUGGCGUGCUCAAUGAAGUCCAUGGAAAAGUAGAUUUCUAGGCAUCCUAAAAGUCUUCGAGGCUUGGGACAGCUCAGCGCAGCUCCGACUUUAGGAAACCACCUUUCAUUAGGUGGUUUCACCGAUGGUAUCUGGGCUGAAAGGCCUUUCUUUCUGUCUCUGCUCUCAGGUUAUUUGUGGGAUGCAUGUCUGCUUGCUGAAUUGGACCAGCAGCCUUGGGGAGGACGAGAGGCUCCUACUGCUGAGCAACGAGGCUGGUGGAGAUCUGCAGCCUCUUCAGUCCCCUCAGAAAAGUCAGGGGACACUUACCUAGAUAACUGUUUGCUGGAGUUGUCUCUUAACGGGAUUUUUACACCGAAGAGAAGUUUUCUUUUCGCUUAACUUACAGCAUAUCUUCAGUAGCAUCUCCCUUAGACGAGUCGAAGUGGCCGUGGCCCCAGUUAGGUGUGUGCAUGUCCUUAAGGAACUGCGAUGUGUGUCGGUUACGCUUGUGACCUCAGAUUCCAGAGUAUCAAGGCAACGGUCUGGUGAUGUUUCACUUGGGACCAAACCUCAGUUUGGGAUCCGCUUAUCGUCAGAGGGGAGAGAAAAUCCCAAGUGACAAAGAAACCCCUGUUACCUAUGAGUUGGUUUGGAAAUUGCUUCUCUAGGUUUCCGGAGGACGUUUCCUUUCUCAGCACAGGCUCUCCUCUGUUGCUUUCGCUCAUGUCCCCUGAAGACGAACAUUUGGUUUCCAACUUGAGGAGCCAUGCCUCAGCCCAGGCUGUGGUGAAGCAGCCUGUCCGGGGAGCCAGUGGCAGGACCACAAUCACAGCAGUUGUCCAGACUGGCGGAGACUGGAGCACCGGCCUCUUCAGUGUCUGCAGAGAUAGGAGAAUUUGUUUCUGUGGUCUCUUUUGUCCCCUGUGCCUUGAGUGUGACAUCGCCAGGCAUUAUGGAGAGUGUUUUUGUUGGCCAUUGUUACCUGGGUCCACCUUUGCACUGAGAACUGGGACCAGAGAGAGACAUAAAAUACGGGGCACGCUGUGCGAGGACUGGCUGGCCGUGCACUGCUGUUGGCCUUUCUCCAUCUGCCAGGUGGCCAGGGAACUCAAGCUGAGGACCUCCCAAACCUACGAAAUCUACGCGGCCCGUUCGACCAAGGAAACCUUGAUUUGACAAAGCCAGAAAGCCCUCCUCUUCACCCCGCUGCCCCUUCCUCUCAAGUCUCUCUUCAUAGAGAGAUUGUUUCUCAGUUUUCACUGAAAUAGCUAUGAAAAUAAAUGAUUUUCCACUACUGCAUAUACUGGUGUCCCUUUUUCACACGCACUCUCAAUGAAGACUGUUAUUUGUCUGAAUUGCUAUCCCAGCCCAACUGUAUGAGGCGGUUUCUAGAAGUGAUUUUUGUGCCCUCCCCGCCCCUGCCCAGUUUUGGAAGGUUGCAUUUCCCAACAUCUUCCCCUUCACAAGGGAUGGCUGGGAAAGUGAAAGAACUCUCAUGUGACUUCUUCGGCUACGCCACUUUUCCCAACAUACCAGUGAUGGGGCAGAAGGUUAAUUUCCGUUAGCGCUUGAGCUGGACACUAAGCGUCCCUGCAGUGCAGGGGCACUGUCCUUCCCUCGUCCUGACGGCAUAGAGAAAGCCUCAGCGUGUUGCUGAUCUCGCACAGCUCUCCAGCCCUGGUACCUCCUCAGCCCGACUCGGAGCCUUGGGCGGGCAGCUGUUACAGGCCGAAACGUGCCCCCCCACUUCCCAACAAAGUCAUGUUCAAGUCCGAACUCCUGGUGUCUGCAAAGGAGACCCUAUUUGGAAAUAGGGUCUUGCAGAUGUAAUGAAGAUGAAGUCGUUAGAGUCAUAUGGGGCCCUAAUCCAACAUGACUGCUGUCCUUACAAGGAGAGAAGAGACACAGAGGGUGGACACCACGUGAGGAUGGAGCUUGUGCUGCUGCAAACCAAGGAACGCCUGGGGCUCCCAGAAGCUGGAAGAGGCAGGAAGAGCCUCUCCCAGAGGUUUUGGACCUGCCAGCAUCUUGAUUUUGGACCCAGCCUCCAGCACUGUGAGAGAAUACAUUUCUCUUGUUUGAAGCCAGCCAGUUUGUGGAAUCUUUCUACAGCAGCCCCAGGAAGCUAAUUCCCCAGGAUCUACCAUGGGAAUAAAAUACACUUGUUUCUGUUGGGGUCUGAAGCUGAACUGCCUCCUUCACCUACUAAUUGUAUAACUGCAGGCAAAUCUGCUCAUCUCUCAGCCCCUCGGUUUCCUCCUCUGUAAAACGACAAUGCUGCCUUUAUGGGGUUGUGGGGGUCCUAACAAGUCACAACGCUUAGCACGCUGCCUGCAAGGAUCACGGACGCGGUAUUGUUACUGCUCACUGUUGCCUUAUAUUCAUACAAAUUAUAUAAUCUUCUAUUUACUGUUGGGACAUAGAGUUUUCAACAAAGUUUAAGAUUAAAAUUGAGUUAAAUAAGAGCAUCAGGUAAAUAAUAAUAUAAAUGGUUGAUGGAUAUGGCAAAGCCUUGGGAAGGUGGUAAAACGGGAAUUGUGUUGGGUGCUUGCAUGUGCCGCACACUGUUCAAAGCACUUCACAUGUUUAAAGACAUUUAAUCCUUAUGAUCCCUCAGGAAAGUGCUAUUACAGCCCCAUUUUCCAGAAAAGAACCUGAGCCACAGAGGCUCACACAGCUGGUAAGCGACAGGCAGUCCGUCUCUUGAGGCUGUGCUCUGAACCUCUGUACUCAGCAGGCAGAGAAAGUUUCUGGCCAGGAGGCUUUCUUGGGCCCUGGUGGUUGUACAAGCCAGAGUUUGUUGUAGGGAGAGGAAGUCAGCCUGGCGAGUGCUGAAAGGACUGCCCCCCACCAGCCCCACGAAAGCAAAGCAAUUCUUGUCUGACAAGUGACUCCUCUCCUCCCAGCCCUCCCUUUUGGAUGUCCUGAGCAGCUGCCAGCAGCCAAAGCCCUUUGGGAACAGGAAAAUGCUCAGUGUUCGCAUGUAAUACCUGAUCAAGUACUGCCCUCUCCAAGCCAGCUACUGAAAAAACCAGGCCUGAGGGACGACUCUAUUAAGUGAGAAUAAACCUGUUCUGUUGUUUCAUGCGAAAACACAUUGCAAUUCACAAGCUUACAGCUGGGAACACUAUGCAUUUCUGGCAAAGGAGACUUGGGCGAUAUGUCCGCUCUCCCAUGACGACCCUUCCCCGCGUGAAGAGCAGACGGCGUUUCAUGCACUGGCUGCUGGCCCUGUGCUUCUGUGGCUGUGGUCAGAGGUGGAAGUGACCCUCUCCAGCAAGGGAGUCCUCCUUUUCCCCUUUGCUUCUUCUGAUCAGUCUGGGCGGUAGAGCAAAUGCAACAGUUCACACCCAAACCCAAACAAGUAAAACCCUGGCCUCCAAAAGCAUCACGUCUGCCACCCAGUCACGGAACAUAACACAGAAUUAAUACAUUCUUUGAAGCAGAUGGUGGUGCGCAGUCCUGAAGGGCCGUGACUUCGGGUUUCCUCUCGAACAUGUCAAGUCCAUGAAGAAAGACCUCAACAGGAAGGGGUGCUGCCUUCCCAGGAGAAAAGUUACCCGACACCGAAUGUUGGAGAGACAACAACUCUGAUCUUAAACUUCCCAUUUCCUCAGACUGACAAGACGCUGUCUGUGGUAACAGAUCUGAGAGCCACCCAACAGCAAAGCCGUCUGUGUGUUUUUCUUCUCCCUAGAAAAUCCCUUUUCGUUUUCCAAGAUGCCAAGUGUGGAACAGAUAUCUGAUGACUCCGUGUGGGCAAACAGUGCUAACACACAAGCAACAGGCAUUUCAAAGGAAUCCGUUCAGAUCAUUAUAAAUUACAAGCCCAGGAAACAAACAAGUGAAUCUCCACCAAACCACUUGGCUUCACAGUAGAAUAUACUAAUAAAGAAAUAAGCUGCCAGACACAGGAACUCUCUGUCUUUGGAACAAGGAUAUGAAAAGUGUCCACCGCCCUAUAAAAGAAUUUUUAUAUGUUUAUAUAGUUUACAUAUCUAAGGCUUAUUUAUAUAAUAGUCUGCAACCUUUUAUACCCUUUUAUAAGCGUUAUUCACAUAUUAUACCCUUUUAUAAACGUUAUUCACAUAUUACCUCAUCGAGAUUCUCUUUUGGUCUUUUAAAAACACUGUACUGAAAAAAACAAGCAGAGAGGAGUUCCCGUUGUGGCGCAG
This is a messenger RNA of Sus scrofa (pig), 4524 nucleotides long. It is a transcript of the gene PLAC8L1, whose product is annotated as PLAC8 like 1. Lineage: Eukaryota; Metazoa; Chordata; Mammalia; Artiodactyla; Suidae. The record is from RefSeq and is a predicted model, not a curated record.